This is a messenger RNA of Asterias rubens (European starfish), 1399 nucleotides long. RefSeq names its product centrosomal protein of 290 kDa-like. The transcript is spliced from 7 exons. Bases 84 to 863 code for a protein of 259 amino acids. The record is from RefSeq and is a predicted model, not a curated record. Lineage: Eukaryota; Metazoa; Echinodermata; Asteroidea; Forcipulatida; Asteriidae.
UUUCAAAGAACUUGGCAGUUCUUCAACAAACCACACAUAUUUUGCAGUUUUAAACAACCUCCAGCUAGCUUCAGAUACCAAGAAUGGACAUCCCUCCUGUCCACCACUGUUUCAUGCUCUCAGCUCAGAAUGAGAAAAUGAUGAAGAAACUCAAGAAACUGAAAAGACGCAACACAUCCUUAGAGCUGGAGUUAAGAGAUAUCAACGAAAGGCUGCAGAGAGAGAAACUUCUGAGAGAUCAUAUCCACAACAGAAGUGUUGGAGUCCAGACAGAUCCACCGGGCUACAGAUCGUCUUAUUUGAAGCCUUUACAACGCAUCCCACCAGCUAAUAAUAAACAAGACAAGACAGAUGAACAGAAGAGAGCUGACAGGUUACUGACAAUGCACAACAAAUUAAUGAAGCGUUAUGAGAAAGAAUUGAGGACGAAUACAGCAAACACAGAGACCAUUGCAGCCUUAAAUCUCAGAAUUCAAGACUUGGAGAGACAGUUGACACGAUCAAGAGAGCAGGUCCAGCGACUGGAAAGGUCCAUGACCCCUAGAGGUCACAGGAGGCGUAGCGGAAGGAGCAGGUCGCGCAGCGUCUCUCCGUACAUUGACAAACAAGUGCAGCAGUUGAAGAAAGAAAGAGACCAACUCGCAAAAGAAAAGAAGAAACUGAAAAAGGAACUGCGUGGACUUGAUGAGGGCUUUUUUGAGGAAAUCGAGGACCUGAAAUAUGCACUUCAGCAGUCUGCCAAACUGAACAAGGAGUACGAGAAAGCACUUAGGAGAACAUGUGAUCAGUUUGGUGUUCCUUACCCAAUGAUGGGUACCAAUGAGGUGCAGCAGCGUCACAAUGCUCGCUCUACCUCAAGAUGACGACAUAACACCGGGAACUCAAUCAUGAGGAAUAACGACUGAAUGAUCAUUAAUAUUGUAGGCCUGAUUUCUCAUGGAGGGAACGGAAGCGAUUUCCUCCAUGCACUCUGCCCUAAAAACGCUCCAGUAGAAAUUAGCAAUUUCCUCAUACAUGUAGGGUGCCCUUUACCGAGGAGAAAAUGCCUUGGUGCCCUUGCCCCUUUACAAAAACGAACCAUGCAGGCCUGUUAUUGCCAACUUGACCUUAAUAUUCAUGGGGUAAUGAUUGAGCAAAGCACGCAGCCUGUCGAUCUAACCGUGGGGAUGGGGUUGUGGAGAAUAAUGUGGCACCCUCUUUCCCAGGAUUUGUAAUAAAUCAGAUGGCUGGUUCUAAUAGGCAAGCUACAGUAUCUUAUGAGGUAAAAAUGUGGCAAGCUAGUUUGGCCGUUCAUGCUUUAUAAUCAAAGUUGCAUCAUCAGCUUUAGAAUUAGAGGUUCUCCGAAACUAGACAAGUCAACAACAACAUUGUUUCACAAAACAGACAUCUUUUUAUUGAA